AAGGAAAAAAGUAUUGGAUGAAAUUAUUAGACUGUUUUUUUUUUGUUAAAUAAAGUUAAAUUUCGUAUAAAUUAAUCCUAAAAUUAUAUAGUGACGUAUAUAAAAUUGAUCAGCAAUAUUGUCGUUUCUUAAAAUAUAAAUAAUAAAAAGGUGAUCGGUGACCUGCUCAGCCUUUAAAAAAAUUGUGAGUAUAUUGUAUACUGUAUUUGUACCAUUUUUCUCCAAAGUACAACAAAUACACAAACAAUAUGUGGAAGGCAACCGCUGGUUUGGAAAUACAAAAUGCGAAUUCAUCGAUUAACGAUGCAGAUGACGAUUGGGAAACAGAUCCAGAUUUUAUAAACGAUGUAAGUGAACAAGAACAACGAUGGGGCUCAAAAACUAUAGAGGGUAGUGGGAGAACUGCGGGAGCUAUAGACAUGCAAAAGCUGCGCUUUGAAACCGAGCAAGCUGAUCAUGAGAAAAAACUAAAACAAUUGGAAGAAUUGAAUCCUGGAUAUGGUUAUGGUGGAAAAUUCGGUGUCCAGUCCGAUCGUAUGGAUAAAUCAGCUGUUGGUCAUGAUUAUCAGGGUAAAGUUGAAAAACAUGCGUCUCAAAAAGAUUAUAGUACUGGCUUUGGCGGCAAAUUUGGUGUGCAGACAGACCGUGUUGAUAAAUCGGCUGCCGGGUGGGAUUAUCUUGAAAAAGUGGAAAAGCAUGCUUCACAAAAAGAUUAUACAACAGGUUUUGGUGGAAAAUUUGGUAUACAAGCAGAUCGUGUAGAUAAAUCAGCCUUAGGUUGGGAUCAUAUUGAAAAAGUGGAAAAGCAUGAGUCACAAAAGGAUUACUCUAAAGGCUUUGGUGGCAAAUUUGGUGUUCAAUCAGAUCGUAAAGAUAAGUCAGCAGUGGGCUGGGAUCAUAAAGAAGCACCACAAAAGCACGAAAGUCAACUGGACCAUAAAAUUGGGUUCGGUGGCAAGUUUGGCAUUCAAAAAGAUCGCAUGGAUAAAUCCGCUAUUGCUUAUGAUGAAGGUACAAAGCAAGUGGGCACUAAUUACACUAAAGUGAGACCUGUUAUUGAGGGUGCGAAGCCGUCGAAUCUGCGAGCAAAAUUCGAGAAUUUAGCUAAAAGCACUGAAGAGGACACACGUAAACGAGCCGAGGAACAAAAGCGUUUACGCGAAGCUAAAGAUAAACGUGAUCGGGACGAGGCAGCCAAGCAGGCUGUUGCCGAAAAUAAGCCCCAACAACCAGCCGAAGAAAAUCGUGUACCUCCAGCAAAGGGUGUACGCACUACAAUAGUUACUGGUCGUCAAGGUGGUAUAGGCAAUGCUAUAAGUGCCUUUAAUCAAAUGCAAUCACCUAGUAAGGAGGCAACCGACACGUCGCGCAAAGAACCUAUACACAUUCCAAGAGAGCCUUCAAAAGUGGAGGAGACUAAAAACGAUAUAGAGCAAAUAAAAGAAACCAAAGUGAAGGCUGCGCCACCACCGGAUCUUAUACCUUCAAUUGAGAUACAAACAGUAGCCACUCCGCCUUCGGAAGUGCAGUCACCGGAGCCGCCUGAACGUGUCGACAUCAUAACGGAACAAACGCAGAGAGAGGAGCCUUUGUAUCAAAAUCAAGAGGAAAUUCAACAGCAAAUCGCUUCCAAUAAUAAAGUCGCAGACUCCACUACUAUUAACGCAACAGAGGUUGAAGCUGUUGCCUAUCCGAGUUCCGACAAUUUAGCUGACUACAUAGAGGACACAAACAUACAUGCUAUAGCUUUGUAUGAUUAUCAAGCAGCCGAUGAUGACGAAAUCUCUUUCGAUCCGGAUGAUAUUAUAACACACAUUGAAAUGAUUGAUGAAGGCUGGUGGCGCGGUUUGUGCAAAAAUCGUUACGGUCUAUUUCCUGCCAAUUACGUGCAAGUUGUUAAUCAAAUUCAAUCUUAAACUGAUGUUUGAAAUUCCAGUAAUGGUUUAAGAGAUUUUUGUUUAUAUCUUAAUCUUUUAUACAUCGAUUAUUAUUAUAAUUAUUUUUUUAAUAAUUAUUAAGUAUUUUGCCACUAUAAUGAUAUUCUAUU
This is a messenger RNA of Glossina fuscipes, 2047 nucleotides long. It is a transcript of the gene Cortactin, whose product is annotated as src substrate cortactin. The coding region runs from base 249 to 1916 and encodes 555 amino acids. Gene Ontology annotation, cellular component: plasma membrane; cortical actin cytoskeleton; actin filament. Gene Ontology annotation, molecular function: actin filament binding. Lineage: Eukaryota; Metazoa; Arthropoda; Insecta; Diptera; Glossinidae. The record is from RefSeq and is a predicted model, not a curated record. The transcript is spliced from 6 exons. Gene Ontology annotation, biological process: regulation of actin filament polymerization.